AAACGUCGUAAACUCGUGUCUGUUUCCUGCGUGCUGUAGUGGAUCAGCAUGGCUUCAUCAGCAAAGAAACGAGCGAUCGAAACCAGACAAAAUGCCCAAGACAGCGAUGAAAGCUCGGACGAAGGUCUGGAAGACUCUGGGGAAGAGGACUGUGAAAAUUCAGAAGAAGAAAUAAACGAGGAAGUCAUCGUGGACUUCGAGGCACAUGCAAUAUCUGACAACGACUUUCAUGGCAUUAGAACUCUUCUGCAACAGCUGUUCCUAAAGUCGCACGUGAACACCGCUGAUCUCACUGACGUCAUCAUCCAGCAGAAUCACAUUGGCAGCGUCAUCAGGCAAGCUGAGGUGCAGGAGGACAGCGAUGAUGAGGCCGACCCUGAUGAGGUCUUUGGCUUCAUCAGCAUGGUAAACCUCACAGAAAGACAGGGUGUGGAGUGUUUGGAGAAACUCAAAGACAUGCUUCUCGAGCAGUGUGCCACAUCGAGCUCCCCUGACGUACAGGAGACAUUUGAGAAGCUUCUGCAGGAUAGCGGUCAAUCGGUUGGACUACUGCUGAGUGAACGUUUCAUUAACGUUCCUCCACAGAUCGCCCUGCCGAUGCACAAACAGCUACAACAGGAAUUAGCUGAAGCACAACGGACCAAUAAGCCCAGCGGUAAAUGUCAGUUCUGUCUGAUGAUCAGUAAAACCUGUAAACCAGCAAAGAAGGUCAUAUCAGGCCACGGACAGACGAAAGAUGAGCUGGUGUUUGUCAACGAUGAGGAGGAGUUCUUUUAUGAGCAAGCCACCCUGAAGUUCAGCUACUGCGUUCAAGAUCAGGCGGAUUCCUGUGCCACGGGGAAAUGGUCGUACGAUGACGUACCGAUGAAACCCUUCCGCACCGUAAUGGUGAUUCCCAUGGACAGGAUGGGAACCAUCAUGGAUAAAAUGACACAAUAUCUGUCCGUGUGAACUUUCCCUAAAUAAACCACCAGUCUUGA
Molecule: messenger RNA, 980 nt
Organism: Triplophysa rosa
Lineage: Eukaryota; Metazoa; Chordata; Actinopteri; Cypriniformes; Nemacheilidae
Gene: bccip
Product: BRCA2 and CDKN1A interacting protein
Exons: 7
Coding region: 49-951 (300 amino acids)
Cellular component (GO): nucleus
Source: RefSeq, a predicted model, not a curated record